CAGACAAGGGUAUGUGCGAGAGCAACUGGACGGACGGGUAGGCACGCCCUUAUCCACUCCGGCGCGGGGAGCCGAAGCUGCGCUGGGCCCAGCCGGGGCCGUCAGGCGGGCCAUGCGGCGGAAGCGGUGCGGUGCGGUGCGGUGCGGUGCGGUCGUGCGGGCGAUCUUCUAGUCCCUGUCGAUCCACGUCGACUCGGUGUCUCGGUCAAGGCCUUCUUUAUCCUCCCCGACCUCACCCAGCGCGACCGUCACCGUCCCCGGCCACUAUUAUUAUUUUACCAUCACCUACCCGCUGCCUUCCUCCUUCUUUUCCCUUUCCCAUCGUCGAAUCCUCGCCCCUUCUCCCGUCGGCUGUUGCUUUUGCUUCGAAUUCCCGAUUUGCUUGCCGGAACCCUAGCGACGCCGUGGUGACGCGACGCCGACGCGUAUGGAGAUCUCCUUCGAGGCGUGGGAGGGCGUGCAGCGGCAUGGUCAGGACCUCGCGGACCGCCUCGCGCAGGGUUUCACGGGCCUGCUCCAGGUGCCGCCGCAGUUCCCGUGGCCGCCGUCGCCGCACAAGCGGAUGCCCUUCGACAUCGACCUCCCCGUCGUCCCCUUCGGCGCCGGCGGCCCCCUCGGCGUCCCGGGGAAGGACUUCCCCUUCCCCGCCGCGGCCGUCUCCUCGGUCAUCGACAUCGGCGGCAGGCUGGGCCAGGCCGGCGCUGAGCUCGGGGCGUCCGUGGGCGGGGCCGUGCAGCACGCCGUGCGGCGUCUGCCCGUGCCGUUCCGGAACGGACAGAUCCGGCGCCGCAAGCUACCGCCGCCGCUUCCUCAGCCGCCCGCGGAUUCGGUGGGCGAGGGCGCGGUAGGGCUCUUCGUCGAAAGGGCUGCUGUAGAUAGGUGCCCCCUCGAGGCGGCGGCCGCCGCCGCCGCCGCGGCGACUGGGAGCGCUGCCGCAUCUAGCGUCAGCGGCCCUGUUAGCGGAGAAGAUUUGGACGAGGACGACGAUGGUUUCGGCUGCGAUAUUGGGACUCUUGGAAACUUCAAGAAAGCUAACGGUACUGUAAAUAUGUCGGCAACAUACAAUACCAGGAGUCAAGACAUCGAGAGUUCUGUUGUUGCACGUGGAGGCCUCUGGAGGCUGGAGGCAUCGGUUGGUCCAUCUACUUCUGGAAAUGAUACUUCGCCCCUGUACCUUAUUCAGUUGGGGCCUCUACUAUUUGUUCGAGACUCUACGCUUCUCUUGCCUGUUCAUCUAUCAAAGCAACAUUUGCUUUGGUAUGGUUAUGAUCGCAAGAAUGGAGUUCAUUCCCUCUGUCCAGCUAUAUGGUCAAAACAUAGGAGAUGGUUGAUGAUGUCAAUGAUGUGUCUCAAUCCAAUAGCUUGUUCGUUUAUGGAUCUGCAAUUCCCUAAUGGGCAACUAACAUAUGUUGCUGGUGAGGGAAUAUCAGCCAGUGGCUUUCUUCCGUUAUUUGGUGGUUUGCUUCAAGCUCAUGGAAAAUAUCCUGGAGAAACAAGAGUGAGUUUUUCUUGCAAGAAUAAGCGUGGCACAAGGUUCACUCCUAUGGUCCAAUGGCCCGAUAAGUCUGUUUCAUUAGGAGUUACUCAAGCCUUGGCAUGGAAAAGAUCUGGCCUUAUGGUGAGACCCAGCAUACAAGUCAGUGUGUGCCCUACGUUUGGAGGAAGUGAUCCUGGGGUACGUGCAGAAGUUGUCCAUUCAUUGAAAGAGGAAUUGAAUCUGAUGUGUGGCCUCUCUUGCUCACAGCGCCCAUCAGCUUAUACUGCUCUCUCUAUUGGACGAUCAAAGUGGAAUGGUCAAGUGGGCAGUUCUGGAGUGGUAAUCACCUUGGAAACACCUCUUAAUAACAUUGGAAGGCCGUCGUUAUCUGUUCAACUGAAUGGUGGUUUUGAGUUGUGAUCCUUAUGACUCCUGCACUGAAGCUGUACAUACUAUUGUAUAUAUUGCCAUCACUAAUGUUCGUGCUCCAUUGUCAUGGAGACGGCUACUCAGCUGAUCAACCUAGAAAAGUUUGUGGAAGUGGGCUGCAGGCUUGCAGGUUGUUUUUGUUACUGUAGUCUAUAGGUCUAAAGUCUCAACUCAGCAAAUCAGCUGCUAUGGUAUACUCAUGCGGGCACAGAACUCAACUGCUUUGUUUUCCACUCGAAGAAUUAUAACAAUCCUUGAAGGGAUUGCGAUACUUGCAGCAGUUCAGCUCAUAUUUUCAGAAGUUCAUGAAAGCGGAGGGCUCGCUGCCAUGGAAUAUGUUCGUCCAGAAUCACAUUUUCUUGGAGCAAGACUGACUACCUGUCGCAAACUCGCAGUUGGACAUUGUUAACAAUUGUCUGUUUAGUUUGCUUUGUUGGAUGUUGAGACAAACAAGCUGGUGUAUUUUUGUAUUUCUCUACAUGCAUUGAUCAAUGAACCAAAGACUAGCGAUCCCUGUUCUACUGUUCCACUGA
Molecule: messenger RNA, 2439 nt
Organism: Zea mays
Lineage: Eukaryota; Viridiplantae; Streptophyta; Magnoliopsida; Poales; Poaceae
Exons: 7
Coding region: 428-1897 (489 amino acids)
Source: RefSeq, a predicted model, not a curated record